This is a messenger RNA of Penicillium psychrosexuale, 1518 nucleotides long. RefSeq names its product fungal specific transcription factor domain-containing protein. The transcript is spliced from 2 exons. The record is from RefSeq and is a predicted model, not a curated record. Bases 1 to 1518 code for a protein of 505 amino acids. Gene Ontology annotation, molecular function: DNA-binding transcription factor activity, RNA polymerase II-specific; sequence-specific DNA binding; zinc ion binding. Gene Ontology annotation, biological process: DNA-templated transcription; positive regulation of transcription by RNA polymerase II. NCBI's taxonomy places the organism in Eukaryota, Fungi, Ascomycota, Eurotiomycetes, Eurotiales, Aspergillaceae.
AUGGAUAAUCUAAGGAAAGUCUAUGCGGAACCGUCUACAUUUGAACGGAAACCUUACGAGACAUUUUGCUUCUAUAUGAUUCUAGCUAUUUCAGCUUCGAAUGUUCAAAAGCUUCAUUGGCAGUCAUUGCCCGAAGCGGAAACAUACCAUGCACAAGCCAUGUCCAGAUUGAACGAUAUCCUAGCUUUGGGGGGCAUCGUAGCGCUACAGGCGAUUCUACUCCUCUGUCAAUAUCAAUUGACAAACUCCACACAGAGAACAUCUGGAAGUCUAUGGCACAUGGUUGGGAUGGCGGCACGAAUGUGUUUCGAGAUGGGCCUCCACCGGGAAGAGGCGUAUAAUUAUCGAGGAAACUCUACACCAGCCUCCACUUUCACGGUACAUCCUCGAUGGCUGUGGUGUGUAUUGGCAAUGGAUCGCGUAGUCAGUAUUACGCUAGGUCGACCAUUCGCAAUACACCUAGAAGACGUGGACCUCGCACUUCCAGAUUACGGAAUCACACAACCUUUGAGUACUCCAGAAGGGCAUGAGGUACGCCCAACGGAGGAGCAGUACCGAGAAGCGGUCUUCGCGCAUAUAAUCCGGUACCGUAUUCUUUGCGGCAGAAUCAUGUCAUCUCUGCACCGAGGCCGAUACACCAAUAACGAACAUUCCGCCUUGGCUGCACAAGCCGAGCUUGCCAAUGACCUGGAAGAAUGGCACACCAAGACGAGCACAUUACACCUUGAAAGUGGUGCGUCAGACGGAGCCAAGGUCUCCAGUUUCCUAACCGUUGAGUGGUACGAGAUGGUCUAUCACAAUGCUCUGCUCAUGUUGUACCGGCCUUCUCCAGCGCUCCCAUUGAACUCAUCCAGAGCAGCAGUGGCAGUGCCAAUCAUAUAUGAGUCGGCAAAAAAGGCGAUUGGUUUCUACGCACAUCUUCAUGAAUUACAACGGAUCAACUAUACCUGGAUUACGUUGCAUGGCGUCUUCAUGGCUGGUCUUUCCUUUGUUUAUGCUGCUGGACAGCAUUUCCGCACCAAGAAGAACCAGCGUCUUGGCCAGGGAUCACCGAUGCUAAGCUCCGAUCCAUCAAUUCUGGAAAUCGUCAACAUCUGCCGCUCUUGCUCCAGUGUCUUGGUGGCGGUGUCAGAACGUGGGGAUAUCGCUCGUCAUUGCCAUCGUGUUUUCGAUCGGCUGAGCGAUGCUGUAUUAUCAGAUGCGGUCGAAUAUCACACAGCACCUCGACUUGGUAGCUUGCCGCAGCCGGUUCCUCCCACCCCUCCUGCGUUGUGCAACAGUGUCCCUCCAAAUAUCGCCGCCUCAAAUUAUACAAUGGAUACGUUGCCGUCCGAGGGCUGGUCUUUCCAGGAUCCAAUGCUAUCAUCUCUGCUUGCGGUCGAUGACGUUUUUCGGGAUUGCUUUGACGAUCUACAACAUUUCCACGAGUCUGCAUUCGGCGAAGACCCCAUUGGUCAACUUUCACAGGAUUGGCUAGGACAGAUCGGUGGUUCGCAACUACCUGAAACCGAGACAUGA